Crotalus tigris (Tiger rattlesnake) is the source of this 3380-nucleotide messenger RNA. It is a transcript of the gene SLC4A1, whose product is annotated as solute carrier family 4 member 1 (Diego blood group). Gene Ontology annotation, biological process: bicarbonate transport; transmembrane transport; monoatomic anion transport. The record is from RefSeq and is a predicted model, not a curated record. The transcript is spliced from 20 exons. Lineage: Eukaryota; Metazoa; Chordata; Lepidosauria; Squamata; Viperidae. The coding region runs from base 240 to 3026 and encodes 928 amino acids. Gene Ontology annotation, cellular component: basolateral plasma membrane; plasma membrane. Gene Ontology annotation, molecular function: solute:inorganic anion antiporter activity; bicarbonate transmembrane transporter activity; monoatomic anion transmembrane transporter activity.
CAGGACUUAGAAGCUCCUCUAGAAUAUGCUGUCAUCUCAUUACUGACUCUUGUGGAUUGGUGGAAACUAGAAGACAGGGAUUCCAUAGAGCAACAAAAAGCUACAUGGCUUAGACUUUUGUUGUUUUCUCAUCAAGAAUAUCCUGCAAGUAAAUAGUCAACCAGGGAAUGUUAUCUCCAGGCUGAGCAUUAGGAAGAGAACAAGAAGGACACAAAAGAGGGACCAUAAGCCCAGAGGGAAUGGCAUCUCAGGAAGAUUACGAAUCUGGAAUUAAGGCGAAACUUGACCUGGAGGCGUAUGGAGACUCUUCAUUGAAACAGUCUAAUAUGUCACUUGCAAGUGGAGACAGUAGCUCCUCCUCAUCUGAGGAGGAGCCAAGAGGUACGGAGCCUGUGAAGCCACUCAUCUCCCACAAAGCUUCCCAUAAUUCAUAUGUGGAACUCCAUGAGCUGGUCAUGGACAAGAAUAAUGAAUUUCGCUGGAUGGAAGCUUCUCACUGGAUCAAACUGGAAGAGGACUUUGAGGAGAUGGGGCAUUGGGGGAGACCUCAUCUUUCAUACCUGACUUUUCAAAGCCUUCUGGAGGUGCACAAGGCAUUUAGCAAAGGAACCGUCCUUCUAGAUUUGCAAGAACGAAGUCUAGCUGGGAUUGCCAAACAGGUGCUUUCCCAAAUGACCUAUGAAGGAAAACUCAAACCUGAUGACCAAGAGGUGCUUUUAAGAACUCUUCUACUUCAGCACAGUCACCCUAAUGAAUCAGCUUCAUUAAACACUCUCUUGCCUGCGCGGGUACAACAAACAGAUGCCAAAGACUCAACCCAACCACUGCUUCAAGAACAUCACCAAAUAGAGAUGAAGACCUUUUUUAAUGGCUCAGAGCAGGGAGAGUCAAGUCAUAGUGGUUUUAAGAAGCAGCUGUUAGAUAAAAUUCCUUCUGAUGCAGAAGCCACUCUGGGAUUGGUUGGCUGUGCCACCUUCCUGGACCGACCUACUCUGGCCUUUGUACGCUUGAAGGAGGCGGUGGAGUUGGACUCUGUCCUGGAGGUUCCUGUCCCUGUCAGGUUCCUUUUUGUGGUUCUGGGCCCUGAUUCCCCCCACAUUAGCUACCACGAAAUCGGGAGAGCCAUCUCAACUAUGAUGUCUGAGAGGGUAUUUCGCAAUGACUCCUAUUUGGCAGAAGGAAGACAGGACUUGAUAAAGAGUCUGGAUGAGUUCCUAGAUUGUUGCAUUGUCCUCCCACCCUCUGAGAUCCAAAAUGAAAGACUUCUCAAAAUGUUGCUGCCAGUGCAGAAGGAUUUCCUAAGGAAGAGGUACCUCCCAGUGGAGAAGAAACUGGAAGAGUCACUAAAAGACCUAGGGCACAAAUUGAAAGACCACGAUGUCAAAGCAAAAGAUUCUGAUGAUUCCUUGCGCCGAACUGGAAGGAUUUUUGGAGGGUUAGUGAAAGACAUAAAACGUCGGUACCCCAAGUAUCUCAGUGACAUCAAGGAUGCUCUGAACCCACAAUGCCUGGCUGCAGUCAUCUUCAUCUAUUUUGCUGCCCUUUCUCCUGCCAUUACUUUCGGAGGCCUGCUUGCUGAAAAGACAGAGCGCCUGAUAGGAGUCUCUGAGCUUCUACUCUCUACCGCAGUUCAGAGUGGACUCUUUUGCUUGCUGGGAGCUCAGCCUCUGCUUGUUGUGGGAUUCUCUGGCCCCCUUUUGGUCUUUGAAGAAGCUUUUUAUACAUUUUGUACGAAAAAUGACUUUGAAUACAUUGUGGGGAGAGUCUGGAUUGGCUUUUGGCUGAUACUGAUAGUGAUAGUGGUAGUGGCUUUUGAGGGCAGCUUCCUGGUGCGUUACAUCUCUCGCUAUACUCAGGAGAUCUUCUCAAUUCUCAUCUCCCUCAUCUUCAUCCUGGAAACCUUCUUCAAACUCAUCAAGAUUUUUAAAGAGCACCCCCUGAAAGAAGUGUAUAAAAACAUCACCUUUUCCAGAGAUGAAGAACCAAGGGAUCCUGCACCAAAUACUGCUCUGCUUUCUCUGGUGCUGAUGGGAGGAACAUUUUUCAUUGCUUUCUUCUUGCGCAAGUUCAAGAAUAGCAGCUUUUUCCCUGGCAGGCUUCGUCGGGUAAUUGGUGACUUUGGUGUCCCUAUUGCCAUCUUUAUCAUGACAUUGGCAGACACUCUUAUUAAAGAUACCUACACUCAGAAAUUGAAGGUUCCCAAAGGCCUUCAAGUCUCCAAUCCUGAAAGGCGGGGUUGGUUUAUCUAUCCAAUUGGAAAUGAAUUCCCCAUCUGGAUGAUGUUUGCUGCAGCUUUGCCAGCUCUCCUGGUUUUCAUUCUCAUCUUCUUGGAGACACAGAUCACCACGCUGAUUGUAAGCAAACCUGAGAGGAAGAUGCUGAAGGGUUCAGGUUUCCAUCUCGAUCUCCUUCUUAUUGUUGGAAUGGGAGGUAUUGCACCACUUCUGGGCAUGCCCUGGCUGAGUGCCACCACGGUGAGGACUGUCACACAUGCUAAUGCUCUGACAGUUAUGUCCAAGACUACUCUGCCAGGAGAAAAGGCCUGCAUUCAGGAGGUCAAGGAACAGAGGGUUACUGGCUUCCUGGUGGCUAUUCUUGUGGGCCUGUCCAUACUCAUGGAACCUAUCUUGAAGCUGAUUCCACUUGCAGUACUCUUUGGCAUCUUUCUUUACAUGGGGGUGACAUCUCUCAAUGGAAUUCAGCUAUAUGACCGCAUACUUCUCAUGCUGAAGCCACCGAAAUACCAUCCAGAUAUAUCUUAUGUUACAAAAGUAAAGACCUGGCGUAUGCACAUCUUCACCCUCACCCAGAUUCUCUGCCUAGGAUUGCUGUGGGGAGUGAAAUCCAGCCCAGCCUCCCUUGCCUUGCCUUUUAUACUCAUUCUGACUGUCCCUCUUCGACGUUUCCUGCUCCCUGUCAUUUUCAGAGACAUUGAGCUCAAGUGUUUAGAUGCUGAUGAUGCUGAGGUGACUUUUGAUGAGACAGAAGGCCAAGAUGUCUAUGAUGAAGUCCAGAUGCCUAUUUGAGCACCCAGCUGCUGCUGCCACUAGGCAAAUGAAGAACCAAAAAUUCUUUCCAAAAACACUGGAUAUCAGAAUCUGGAGGAAGAUAUCCAUAUAGCUAUAUGAAUCAGAGUAUAUAUAUAUAUGUUAACAAUUACACUAAAAAUAUGAUCCCUGGGUAUAUCCAUAUUUAAAACCAAACAAAUAAAUGUGAGCACCCCCUCUUUAGGUGUGCAACUAAACAAAGUGGGUGUGGCAAUAAAGCAAAAAAAGAGGGGGGACGUUCCAUCAAACCCCGAAUUUGGCAAAGAGAAAACACCCGAUGACAAUUACACAAGCAAGAAAUGCAAGAAAGCAAUUAUUGCUAAUAAGAAACCG